AUGGCACUCAAGUUCGUCGUCCUGUCCGCCCUCGUGGCCGCCGCCAGCGCCGGCUACCUGGGAGCCCCCGCCGUGGUGGCCCCUGGCGCCCCUGUGGGCUACGCCGCCCGCCCCCUGGGCUACGCCGCCCCCGCAUACGCCGCCCGCCCCCUGGCCUACGCCGCCGCCCCCGCCGCCAUCGACACCGACUACGACCCCAACCCGUCCUACAACUACGCCUACGACAUCCAGGACGCUCUGACCGGCGACUCCAAGAACCAGCAGGAGAGCCGUCAAGGAGACGUGGUCCAGGGCAGCUACAGCCUCACCGAGCCUGACGGCACCCGCCGCACCGUCGAGUACACCGCCGACCCCGUCAACGGCUUCAACGCCGUCGUGCACAAGGAGCCCCUGGGUGUCGCCAAGGUCGCCGCCCCCCUGGGCUACGCCGCCCCCGCCGUCGCCAAGGUCGCCGCCCCUCUGGGCUACGCCGCGCCCCUGGGCUACGCCGCCGCCCCCGCUCUGGGCUACGGCAAGGCUCUCCUGGGUUAA
Messenger RNA from Bacillus rossius redtenbacheri, 531 nucleotides. RefSeq names its product cuticle protein 21-like. The transcript has 2 exons. Gene Ontology annotation, cellular component: extracellular matrix. The record is from RefSeq and is a predicted model, not a curated record. Lineage: Eukaryota; Metazoa; Arthropoda; Insecta; Phasmatodea; Bacillidae. Bases 1 to 531 code for a protein of 176 amino acids.